Umbelopsis ramanniana AG is the source of this 678-nucleotide messenger RNA. RefSeq lists its product as uncharacterized. The transcript has 2 exons. Bases 1 to 678 code for a protein of 225 amino acids. Lineage: Eukaryota; Fungi; Mucoromycota; Umbelopsidomycetes; Umbelopsidales; Umbelopsidaceae. The record is from RefSeq and is a predicted model, not a curated record.
AUGCAGCACGUACCAGACGUAGUAGCUCGAGCUACCAUAUUGGUUCUCGAGAUGACCCCCAAAGCUGUGCACGCUCUUAAGCGAUACUUACAAGCUAUAUCGUGGGAUGACUGGCCUGCCCAUAUCCGACCAAAUUUUCGUGACUGGAUGAAAGAUAUCCUAGCUAAAAUUUUCCAAACAAGAACUGGAGGCAUUAUGCUUGUAGAUCUGUUAAUAAUCAAUCGUGGUUCUUGGCUACGUAAACAAGGUUGCGCAUUGGCUUUAAGCGCUCAUGCCGGACAUAGUACUCAGCAGUACCUGAAUUGCGUUAUCGUACUAUUGGCCACUCUUGAUGAGACCGAUCGACAAGAAAGUUUGGUUACAGUUUGCAAACAUCUUAGUCGUGGAGAUGCUCAUGUCCAACUUCACUUUUCGGACAAAACGCAAGGUGAAAAAGAUCGAUCUCAUCGAGAGUACCAAGCUUGGCGUGAUGCCAUUUGUAAGCGUAUUGAAUAUACUUCCGGUCUCUUAAACUUGGGUAGCGAUGCGCUUGCUGUUCCGGCCACGGAAGUAGACCGCUGUCUUAAAGGGCUUUUGAAAGGCACUACUGUUAUAACCAGGGAUACCCUCUUACUCAUUAAGAAACGCUUAACAAACUCAGCAUUGGAUAUCCACUUUUCGAAAGAUGAUCUGCAAUGA